AUGUCAGGAAAGACUCCAUCACCAUUUUCACCAGAUACCUCACAAACCUCCAUAUCUUCCAAUAAUUCAGUUUCAAAUUCAUUCCCAAAUUAUAAUUUACAUAAUGUUACACUGAAUCCAUGUUCACAUUUAUCACAAGUUUUAAAUUCAAAUGCUAGGGAUACAGUAAUAAGGAAUUUUUCAUUAGCAUCUAAAGUGGCAAGCUUCAAUACAUUAUCAAGUUUAAACUUACCAAAUUUCAUAAACACAAAAGGUAACAAAACUAAAAUUGAUCAUCACAAAAUCUUAAAAUUAAAAUCUAGAGCGGUUAAAUGUCGAGAUUGUUCUUCAGCGCUAGGAAAUACAUUCAUGUGUUUACAAUGUCCUCAUGUUGGUUGUUGGAAUAAACACCAUUUCAUAAGACAUGCCAAAUUAGCUGGUCAUAUUUUUGGUGGGUAUAAAUUAUAUUUCAUCCAUGAUGAUUAUUCGUCGGAUGUAUAA
Molecule: messenger RNA, 480 nt
Organism: Hansenula ciferrii
Lineage: Eukaryota; Fungi; Ascomycota; Saccharomycetes; Phaffomycetales; Wickerhamomycetaceae
Product: UBP-type zinc finger domain-containing protein
Exons: 1
Coding region: 1-480 (159 amino acids)
Molecular function (GO): zinc ion binding
Source: RefSeq, a predicted model, not a curated record